AUGAGCCGCCGCCGUUGCUCGCCGGCGACGGCACCCCCGCUAGAAGACGAGGACCUUCUCCAGGAGAUCCUCCUGCGCCUUCCUCCUCAGCCAUCCUCCCUCCCUCGCGCGUCCACCGUAUGCAAGCGCUGGCUCAACAUUCUCUCUGACCCACAAUUCGUCCAACGCUUCCGCAAACACCAUGGGAAACCCCCACUCAUCGGCUUCUUCAGCCAAAGAUAUGACGUAUUCUGUGACUUCAAACCCGUCCUGGAACUGCCUGACCGCAUACAUGCCCAUCGUUUCUCCAUGCCCAAGAGCCGCAGCUCAAUGGAGCAGUGGCGCUUCAUGGGCUGCCGCAACGGGCUCACUGCCCUGAUCAACGAGUGUCGGCGCGAGGCCGUCGUGUGGGAUCCUCUCACCGGCCGGCAACAUCACGUGCCUUUUCAACCGGGACUCCAAAAUGCCCUAACGGGUAGCUUCUGUGUAUGGCAUGCCUCGGUGCUGUGCGCUGAUGCCGAACAUGGGCACGGGCAUGGCGAUUGCAUCUUGGGCCCGUUUAAAUUGGUCUUGAUCUGCAACGGAUACAAGCAGGCAUUUGGUUCUAUCUAUGACUCGUCGUCUGGUUCUUGGGGAAAUAUUUUCUCGACGGCGAUAGCAAAUGAAAUUUAUGCCAGAAGGGGCAACAUCCUUGUUGGAAAUGUGCUUUGCUGGUUGAUUUGUGGAGGUGAUGUCCUUGUGUUUGACAUCAAAACGCAGAGUCUUGGUGUGAUCGAGAAGCCGGCAGACAACCAUGUUACCAUUGACUUGUUUUUUCAGCUCUUGCGCAUGGAGAAAGGUGGACUAGGCCUUGCUGUUUUGUCUGAACAGAUCAUCCAAUUAUGGGAGAGGAAACCUAACUGUGACGGUGUUGUCGGAUGGGUGUUGCUGCAGAAAGCCAUUCCUUUGAAGGGGUUGCUUCCAAGCAGAAAGCCUUUGGUACUUAUCGUGGGGUAUGAUGAGGACACAAAUGCGACUGUUCUGUCUACGGGGAUUGGCAACUUCAUGCUCCAACUUGACUCAGUGCAGAUCAAACAUAUCAUUAAAAGAAAUAACAUGUGCAUCGACAUGUUUUAUCCCUACCAUAAUUUCUACACUGCAGGCAGGGGAGUUGGGUGGAAAUGGGUGGAGCUGGAUCUUUGA
Messenger RNA from Triticum turgidum subsp. durum (durum wheat), 1161 nucleotides. The record is from the annotation of a GenBank genome assembly. NCBI's taxonomy places the organism in Eukaryota, Viridiplantae, Streptophyta, Magnoliopsida, Poales, Poaceae.